AUGCUCGUUUUGUUUCUCCUGGGCCUCACCGCCGCCGCAAGCUCGAGGAAGCGGCAGGCCACUGGCGAGCACACCAUGGGAUUCAUCGGGUGCUCCAUGGCCGAGAACAUCGCUCAGGGGUACGUCGCCGUCGGGGGCACGCACAUGUGGGGACCGUACGGGACGGGCGGGAUGGUGGUGCAGUCGUGGACCGACACCAACUCGGCGAGCUGGCGCCUGUUCGACCAGCAGGCGGCGCGGUACGGCCGGCCGGCCGAGGUCUGGGUGCAGAUCUGCAUCUUCCAGAACCCCGGCGCCACCUACGACGAGGUCGAGCGGCUGGUCGCCAACGCCCGCGAGCACGCCGCCCCCGGCGCCCGCAUCUGGAUCACCGGCCAGCCACUCUACCCGGACAACCCGUCCAGCUGCUUCCUCGCGGGGCCCGCCGGCCCCCAGCUCACCGUCGACCUCGCCAAGCGAGCCGCCGCCGACGCUUCGCUCAACGUCACCUACCCCGGCGAGUUCGUCCUGAUGAGGAACGAGGUCCAGGAUGGCUGUCAUGCCAACGCUGCCGGGCAGCGCUCUCUGGGCGAGCAGGCUCUGGCGUUCUGGGGCUGA
Messenger RNA from Thermothelomyces thermophilus ATCC 42464, 597 nucleotides. RefSeq lists its product as uncharacterized. Bases 1 to 597 code for a protein of 198 amino acids. The record is from RefSeq and is a predicted model, not a curated record. Lineage: Eukaryota; Fungi; Ascomycota; Sordariomycetes; Sordariales; Chaetomiaceae. The transcript has a single exon.